AUCAGUAAUUGGAAUGCACACAUGCAUUUAAAAUUUCUUAUCUUAACAUGUGUAGACUUUGUGGCAGCCCGCUCAUUUUAAUCAUGAUUUUUGCCGCCGCGACAUCUAUUGAUGGCGCGCCGUACUGCGGUAAUUGCAUUAAACAGCAACCGAACUUGAGAAAUAGACCACACAAUAAACUGCUGGCGAUGGAUUGGGAUGCGCAUUCAGGCGGUAUUGCAUUCAGGCGUCAGGGUGGAGGCGAAACGGUACCAGGACAAGACCUAAACCUAGCGUUACCUGGCGACCCAAACGACCCAAGCAAUAAUGGGAGUCCAAGGAAAAAUGGGAGGAAGCAGUGCUGUCCAUAUGACUUCGACCGAAAUUUUUGCAGGGUCUUAGACGACAGGGUUCUAUGUGGAUAUAAUAAAAACAUUGGACAGCCAAAGAGUAAAGAUGAAGUGUUCAAAGUGACUGAGAACUGUAGGAUACGUGGGGGACGAUUAGAGUGUGGGUAUGAGUCAAGUCCCUAUAACGGUAUUAGAAGGCCUCCCGCGUGGGAUCAUGAACACUAUGGCCGUUCACCAAACGAAGAUCGUGGUGGAUCUAAACCUGUCACUACUCCAGGGUAUCCGGCCCCAGUCACCAGUUGUGUAGAAAUUGACGAGCGUAUUAUUUGUAAGAGAAUUUCUUGAAUUUAAUUUA
Messenger RNA from Spodoptera frugiperda (fall armyworm), 684 nucleotides. RefSeq lists its product as uncharacterized. The transcript is spliced from 2 exons. The record is from RefSeq and is a predicted model, not a curated record. Bases 48 to 674 code for a protein of 208 amino acids. Lineage: Eukaryota; Metazoa; Arthropoda; Insecta; Lepidoptera; Noctuidae.